This is a messenger RNA of Gossypium arboreum, 2112 nucleotides long. Its product is annotated as probable sugar phosphate/phosphate translocator At1g06470. Gene Ontology annotation, biological process: UDP-glucose transmembrane transport. Gene Ontology annotation, molecular function: antiporter activity. The record is from RefSeq and is a predicted model, not a curated record. Bases 231 to 1712 code for a protein of 493 amino acids. The transcript is spliced from 13 exons. Gene Ontology annotation, cellular component: Golgi apparatus; endoplasmic reticulum-Golgi intermediate compartment; cis-Golgi network. NCBI's taxonomy places the organism in Eukaryota, Viridiplantae, Streptophyta, Magnoliopsida, Malvales, Malvaceae.
GAAACCAACAGCAGACAACAACGCUCAAACGUAGGCCUAAAAACGACUGUGUACCAACAUUCUCCAUUAUCAACUUUUAAUUCCCAUUAAUAUUCCAUAAUCCUUCUUCAUUCAUCACCAAAUCAGAUCUCUUGUUGAACAUCCUCUCGUUCUCAUUCUUCUUCACGUAUUUGGAUCUCAUCAACACUUGAUCAGUGCAUAGAUGGCUCUAACUUAGAAUAGCAAAGGAGAUGGUAAAGAGUAGUUUCAAUAAAGAAAAAGUUGAAUGCACAGGCACAACUGAUACUCUAAGUGGAAAUCAAGCUUCAGGUCUUCACAGGGACUCUUCCUUCUCUCUCUGGGUUGAUGAAGAUGGGACAAUUCAUUUGGAACACCAUUCAGUGAAUACCAGUACCACUGCAGAAAACUCUGAUUUUGAGUUGCCUAUGCUUAAUCAGAGUGAGUUACAAAACAUGAUAGUAGAAGGGGUUAGAUUCAAUAAAUUUCCAGAGCAAAGUAUGCACUUGAUUGGUGAUAGUACCGUGGACAAUAUACAAGGAGGAGAUAGCGCUGGGGAAUAUGUACCUUUUGAUAUCGAAAAUGAAUCUGCUUUGAAUAUAGGAUCAUCAGAUAUUUGUGAUGAUGGAGACAUUGCUAUUGGGAGUCCAAAAGCAUUGCCCCUGAAUUCUGACAGCUCCAUUUCUAUUGUGGAUGUGUUGAAAACUUUGUUCUUUAUACUUGUAUGGUACACUUUCAGCACAUUUUUGACUUUGUACAACAAAACCUUGUUGGGAGAUGACCUUGGGAAGUUUCCAGCUCCCUUGUUGAUGAAUACUGUCCACUUCACCAUGCAAGCUGUUUUAUCAAAACUGAUCACAUGGUAUUGGUCUCAUAAAUUUCUCCCUACUGAUCCAAUGACACGGAGAGAUUACUUCUACAAAGUUCUACCUACGGCUCUUUCAACAGCACUGGAUGUUAACCUGAGCAACGCUUCCCUGGUUUUCAUAUCUGUUACUUUUGCCACAAUGUGUAAAUCUGCAACUCCUAUAUUUCUUCUCCUAUUCGCUUUUGCAUUCAGGUUGGAGUCUCCAAGUCUUCACCUUUUAGGAAUUAUCUUGGUAAUCUCUGUUGGGAUUCUAUUAACAGUUUCAAAGGAGACAGGUUUUCAGUUUUGGGGUUUUGUUUUUGUCAUGCUUGCGGCUGUUAUGUCUGGAUUCCGCUGGUGCAUGACUCAAAUACUUUUGCAGAAAGAAGCCUAUGGUUUGAAGAACCCACUUACCUUCAUGAGCUACGUGACUCCGGUAAUGGCUGUUGUGACAGCUCUUCUUUCUCUCUUAUUGGACCCGUGGGAUCAAUUCACGAAGAACAGUUAUUUUAAUAGUUCAUGGCAUAUUGCUCGAAGCUGCUUUUUGAUGCUUUUUGGUGGAACACUCGCAUUCUUUAUGGUUUUAACAGAGUACAUCCUUGUUUCUAUAACAAGCGCAGUUACAGUGACAAUAGCUGGGGUUGUGAAGGAGGCUGUCACCAUAUUGGUUGCCGUAUUUUACUUGCAAGAUGAGUUUACGUGGUUAAAAGGUGCUGGACUCCUCACUAUCAUGGUUGGUGUCAGUUUAUUCAACUGGUACAAAUACCUAAAGCUGCAGAAGGGCAAACUAGAAGAAGAUGAAGCAGCAAUAGCGCUCACAGCCAAUCAUGCCGCUAAGUAUGUCAUGCUUGACAAGAUGGAGGAUUAAGAUGAUGUAGCUACGGAGCUUUAAAGAUCACAUGAUGUUCAUAAAGAUGAACCUAGGUAGUCACAUCAACAACUGCUGGGCUCGUAGUUUACCUCCAACAUGUUGGUGGUGAAUUAAUAGAAGUGAAACAAAGUUUUUGACAUUUUGCUGCUCAAAUUAAAGCAAAACGGUAAGCUAGCCAGUAUGAAAUGAUUCAUCAAGUACUCAUUAUCCUUUUUCUUCUUAAACUACAGGAUAUCACAUACCUAGUUUUAUGUCAGUCAGUUAGAUUGUCAUCAUUUUCGGCUGACAUUAUUCUUAAGAAAUUCAUGAUACAUAUUUGCUAUGGUGAGAUUUUGAUUUGAAUGACGGUGUAGUCCGGUUGUUUAUGUGAUCACAUUUAAGAAGUGAAUUUCAAUAA